AUGAUAUGUUGUGUUGGGUGGUUAUUGGUAGUGUACUGUCGCAAAUAUGCCAAAUCUGAAAGGGUUCUUUUCCAUUAUAAUGGUCAUGGUGUACCUAAACCAACUUCCAAUGGUGAAAUUUGGUUUUUUAAUAGGACACAGUAUAUUCCAUUGCCUAUCAACGACCUUGACUCAUGGCUCAAGACUCCCUCCAUAUAUGUUUUUGAUUGUUCUGCUGCAGGGAUGAUUGCCAAUGCCUUCAUAGAGCUCCAGGAUUGGACUCCCUCAAGUUCUUCUUCAGGAACUUCACCAAGAGACUGUAUUCUACUUGCAGCAUGUGAAGCACAUGAAACCCUACCACAAAGUCAUGAGUUUCCUGCUGAUGUCUUCACUUCGUGCCUUACAACUCCCAUCAAGAUUGCCUUAAGAUGGUUUUGCACUCGAUCAUUACUACAUGAAUCACUUGAUUAUUCACUUAUAGACAGGAUACCUGGGAGACAAACUGAUCGUAAGACACUUCUUGGUGAGCUGAACUGGAGGUCAUCUGCCUUUGUUUAUUAUUCACUUGAUUGUUCUCCUGGAUGCCACCAGCCUUCUCCUAAGGGGAUGGUUCUCGGGAGUUUAAGUGGCCACGCGAGCCCUAUAGAAUCUGUAACUUGUGAUUCAACCCAAGUGUUGGUGGCUGCUGGAGGUUCUUCUGGUGUGGUAAAGCUCUGGGAGUUAGAAGAGACAAAGGUGUUUAGAACACUUAAUGGACACCGAUCCUACUACACUGCCUUGGAAUUCCAUCAUUUUGGUUCAUCAGAUAGAACUGUGAAAUUUUGGGAUUUGGAAACCUUUGAAUUGAUUGGAACAACUCGGGCUGAGGAAACAGGGGUACGAUCAGUUGCAUUUCAUCCAGAUGGAAGAACACUCUUUUGUGGAUUAGACAACAGUUUAAAGGUGUAUUCAUGGGAGCCUAUAAUUUCUCAUGAUGCUGUUGAUAUAGGAUGGUCAACAUUGGGUGACCUUUGUAUUGAUGAUGGGAAGCUUUUAGGGUGA
Molecule: messenger RNA, 1020 nt
Organism: Lactuca virosa
Lineage: Eukaryota; Viridiplantae; Streptophyta; Magnoliopsida; Asterales; Asteraceae
Source: the annotation of a GenBank genome assembly